This is a messenger RNA of Linum tenue, 1665 nucleotides long. Lineage: Eukaryota; Viridiplantae; Streptophyta; Magnoliopsida; Malpighiales; Linaceae. The record is from the annotation of a GenBank genome assembly.
GAAAGAGAAGUGAGCUAGGUUUUAUCACUCCAAACUUCCUUUGUUAUGGAGAGUCACGAGGCCAACUGGAUGGAUCAGCGGCUGGCUCCAUUGGCUGCACAGGAAAGUUGAUUACCUGAUACGCCGGAUCGUCAUCUUCCAGAGCUGGUGCUUUCAUGAAGACUCUCAAAAUAUACUCGAAGCAGAUUGCAGCCAUGGCUCGAAAUUCAUUUCCCAAUACCCCUUGACUCCUGAAGCUCAGAAGCAAGUUCCCUUGGUUUCUCCAGAGGUGGAUAACACAACACCAGGGGAGCCUCCUGGAAAACAUGUGGUACGUAUUUCAUGGCAGUUCUGUGCUAACCCUUCAAUCGGCAGCGUGAGAAUGUAGGAAACUUUGUGUUUGAAUUCGCAGUGAUUAAUUUAUUUCCGAAGGUAAUGAAAAUAACUAGGAUUUGAAAUGUCAGGACUUGAUGCUUCUGUAUGGCAUGAAGAGUUGCACAGCCUACACCAAAGUCUCUUCUUCAGUGCUGCAUGUGGUGGAGAGUGAAAGAGACCAAUCAGUAUUCUUGGUACCAAAUCCAAGACAAGAUGAAUAGGAGUUGUUAUCCCACAUAUUGCAUUGCUCUGUUUCUGAAGUAGGAGCAACCACUCAACAGAAAGAAACAAACUGUGGCAAGAAAGCAAAACCAACAACUCCCCUUUCCAGCCCUCUCUGAAUACACUCACCAUUUCAACUUCCUCCUAUAAAUUCUUCCACUCCUUCCCCCCCUCCAUUCCCAUCAACACAAGUACAAAUCAAAGCCCUUUCUCCUACAGCCUCCAAAUCAAUCCCAGCCAGCCAUGUCGACGAAAGAAGCAGCCACCACCAUCGAUGUACCUGAAUCAAGCUCAGUUCCAAGAGGGAAAGCCUCGAUCAUUGCAGCAGCCAAGCAUGGUGGGAAAGCAGGUGGCUACCACAGAGGCGUCGCCAUCUUUGACUUCCUCCUGAGGCUCGCAGCUCUCAUAUCCGCCCUCGCAGCAGCUGCCACCAUGGGAACCAGUGAUGAAACCCUGCCUUUCUUCACUCAGUUCUUCCAGUUCCAAGCCAGCUACGACGACCUCCCUACGUUUCAGUUUUUCGUAAUAGCAAUGGGGAUCGUUGGUGGGUACCUGGUGCUUUCCCUGCCAUUCUCAAUUGUCUGCAUCGUUCGCCCGCAAGCUGCGGCUCCACGCUUCCUCCUCCUCGUUCUCGACAUCGUGGCGCUGACUCUGAACACGGCGGCAUCGGCAGCGGCGGCGGCCAUUGUGUACUUGGCGCACAACGGCAACAACAACACCAACUGGCUGGCAAUAUGUCAGCAGUUCGGCGACUUCUGCCAGAAGGUGAGCGGGGCGGUGGUGGCCGGGUUUGUGGCCGUGCUUAUGUUCGUGGUGCUGGUUAUUCUCUCCGCUGUUGCUCUCCGGAGGCACUGAAAGAAAAGAGUUUCCGGGGGGCGAGAGUUACAAGACAACGACCCAUCUCUGCUUCUGAUUUCACCUCCCCGAAAGACUAGGCUUUGUGUUUUCUUUUUCUAAUGUUGUUUGCUUGGUUACUGAAUACUUACUUGUAUGAUGAAAGAAUUACGGUUGUGUAAGAUUGAGUGACGAAUCUGUGUAUGUUUUUUAUUUUUAUAUGGCUAAAUUACAAGUUUGGUCACUCGAAUUGCU